Malaclemys terrapin pileata is the source of this 2565-nucleotide messenger RNA. RefSeq names its product G protein-coupled receptor 149 (gene GPR149). Gene Ontology annotation, cellular component: neuron projection; membrane. Gene Ontology annotation, biological process: neuropeptide signaling pathway. Gene Ontology annotation, molecular function: G protein-coupled receptor activity; neuropeptide binding. The record is from RefSeq and is a predicted model, not a curated record. The transcript is spliced from 4 exons. Bases 1 to 2205 code for a protein of 734 amino acids. Lineage: Eukaryota; Metazoa; Chordata; Testudines; Emydidae.
AUGUCGGUAACACCUAGUAAUUUCCCAUUGAAUGGGACAAGCCUCUUUACUGAAAAUCUUGGCAUUAUGGAUAUAACCAAUGGACAGAGAACUUUGAAUAUCUUUCUUUUUUGCUUGACGUUUAUAAUUACGCUCACUACCCUGCUGGGCAGCAUUUAUUCACUAGUUUCCUUACUGAAAAUUCAAAACAAAACCACACUUUCAAUGAUUGUGACUUCCUUGUCUGUGGAUGAUUUGAUAAGCGUGGUGCCAGUGACUAUCUUUAUGCUCAUGCAGUGGUCAAGCGAGGCGCUCCCCCAGACUCUGUGCACCACAUCAGCGCUGCUUUAUUUAUUUCAGGGCAUUUCUAGCAAUCUGAAAGGUACUCUUAUAGUUUCUUACAACUUCUACACAAUCAACAAAACUGUGAUGUGGAGUCAGCGGACCUCCAAACAGCCAGUGAGCAUGAUAUGGGCCAUUCUCACUAUCUGGAUUGUCAGCUUGCUGGUGUGCAUUUUGCCUCUCUGUGGUUGGGGCACCUAUGUCCCCACCUCUUGGGGUUGCCUCACAGACUGCACCAGUUCCUAUGUCCUGUUUUUAUUCAUUGUCUACUCGCUGUGCUUCUGCCUCCUCACCGUGCUUUCUGUCCCUCUAACUUACCAACUGUUGUGCUCAGAUGAGCAACAGCGUCUUUAUGUCGAUUACCAGGAAAUCACCCGAGGCUAUUUCACCACUGGGACGCCCCCAGUCUGUAGCACCGCCCUAUCCCUUUCUCCGGAGGACCCUGUGGAUAAAACCCUGAAGCAUUUCCGAAACGCCUGCCCCAGCUCGGAGAUAGUAUUCAGGCAAAGCCCAGCUGAGAGCUGUGGGCUGGACUCCCAUUGCCCAAACAGUGUGCAGAGCAGGAGCUACACUGUGGAGUUUGCUCAGAAACGAUUCUCGCUGAUUCUUGCGUUGACAAAAGUCAUUCUCUGGCUUCCAACAAUGAUACAGAUGGCUGUCCAGCACAUAGUUGGUUUUCAAAGCCUUUCCUUUGAGACAUUCAGUUUUCUGCUGACUUUACUAGCUGCCACGGUCACCCCUGUGUUUGUUUUGUCAGAACGCUGGAUCCACCUGCCCUGUGGCUGCAUCAUUAACUGCAGGAGGAAUGCAUAUGCCAUUUCUUCCAAAGAAAGGAAAACAAAAAGGAGGGGUUUUGAAUUCAACCUAUCAUUCCAACAAGGUUAUGGAAUCUACAAGAUAUCCCACGAAAACCACCACCAUGAUGACGAUGGUGAUGAUAACUCUAUAUCAUAUCACAACCUGAUGAACUAUGACUGUGAAAACACACAAGAAUCUCAGAAAGAUAGCAACAAAAUCCUUAAAUCUGCCAAAAUUGAGUUCAGCACCAUACCCAUAGAGGAUAGCUCCAUGUUUAAAGAUUUCAACCAGGGCAAAAGUAUGGAGACUAAACAAGAACUUGGCAAGGACAAAAGCAUGGACUGUCUUCUUUCUGACAAACUAGGAGCCUUUAAAAGAGAGGAGGUCAGAAACUUUGACAAAUCAACAUUUUUUGAAGCGCAGGAAAGAAGGCUGUCUCACGAGGAGAGCCGUAAACCAGAACUCUCAGAUUGGGAGUGGUGCAGGAGCAAAUCUGAAAGGACUCCUCGUCAGCGCUCAGGUGGGGCCUUAGCUAUUCCUUUAUGUGCAUUUCAAGGGACUGUAUCUCUCCAUGCACCCACGGGAAAAACACUCUCUUUAUCUACCUACGAGGUAAGCACUGAAGGGCAAAAAAUAACACCCACAUCAAAGAAAAUUGAAGUGUAUCGAUCAAAGAGUGUUGGUCAUGAGCCAAACCCUGAGGAUUCUCCGACUACAUUUGCAGACACAAAUGUUAAAAUUCAUUUAGAAGUUCUUGAAAUUUGCGACAAUGAAGAGGCCAUGGAUACUGUAUCAAUCAUCAGUAAUAUCAGCCAGUCCUCUACCCAGGUCAGAUCCCCGUCCUUGCGUUAUUCACGGAAAGAAAACAGGUUUGUUUCAUGCGAUUUAGGAGAAACUGCUUCCUACUCUCUCUUUAUACCAUCAAACAAUCCUGACAGCGAUAUUAACAUAUCAAUUCCAGAUACUGUAGAAGCUCAUAGGCGGAAUAGUAAAAAGCAGCAUAUGGAGAGAGAUGGUUAUCAGGAAGAAAUACAAUUGUUAAAUAAAGCAUACAGAAAAAGGGAAGAAGAUGGCAAAAGCAAUUAAAAGACACUUAGAGUAGAAAAUCUGAUUUGACUGACACUCCUCCUCUGAUUCAAUUGAUCUAUCAAACACAAUGACUUUUCUCUUCUGUAACAUGUAGUUUUAUUUUGUUUGGCUAUACCAGUGGUUCUCAACAUGCGAUCCAUGGGCCGCUUGCAGCCAAAUCAACACACAGUUGCGGCACAUGUGACAUCCUCAGGGCCAUACAGGUGCAUUGUGUGGAUGCGGCCCACAUAACGAGGAGCUGCGUACAUGGCCCACAAUGGUAAUUAGGUUGAGAACCAUUGGACUAUACCAAUAAGAGGAUUUUUAAAAAUGUAUGGAUGGGAAAACAUCAAAUAGUUAAUUGCUUUUAUAAUAUUG